Messenger RNA from Sceloporus undulatus (fence lizard), 1164 nucleotides. It is a transcript of the gene GDF7, whose product is annotated as growth differentiation factor 7. The transcript has 3 exons. The record is from RefSeq and is a predicted model, not a curated record. Gene Ontology annotation, biological process: BMP signaling pathway; SMAD protein signal transduction. Gene Ontology annotation, cellular component: extracellular region. NCBI's taxonomy places the organism in Eukaryota, Metazoa, Chordata, Lepidosauria, Squamata, Phrynosomatidae. Gene Ontology annotation, molecular function: growth factor activity; cytokine activity. Bases 1 to 1089 code for a protein of 362 amino acids.
AUGGGGUUUGAACCUUUUCCUACUACUAACUGGUCUCUCCUGCCAGUUCCAUCUGAAACUCUUCUUUCUCCCAAAUCUUCUAUAUCUUUGAGAGAGGAGGCUCCUGCUGCCGGAGGAGGACAUCCGUCGGGGCGCCGCUUCCUCUUCGACCUGGCCUCUCUGCCGGAGGGGGACGAAGUGCUGGGGGCCGAGCUGAGGGUCCUGCGCCGAGCCCCACCACUGCCACUAACAGACGGAGCCGCCGAGGGAGCCGAGGGAGCUGGCGUCGGAGGGUCCCCCGGGGGUCUGCUGCUGGACUGGCGUCGGGGGCCCCCCUCGGACCAGGGCCCGCACUGGGAGGUCUUCGAGGUGGGGGCCCAGGCCUUGAAGGAAGCAGCGGGCCCAAGUCUUUGCCUGCUGCUGCAGGCGGAGUCCUGGGAUGCCCCUGCGGGGAGGGUGCUGUCGGUGUCCGGGCUGGGCUUGGGCCGGGACUCGGAGCCCCCGCACCUUCGGGCGCUGCUGGUGGUCUUCUCCCGGGCCAAGAGGAAGGAGAGCCUCUUCCAGGAGCUCCGGGAGAAGGCCAGGGCCCUGGGCAGCGCAGGGAGCCAGGAGAGUGGACGGCCAAAGGGGCGACAGCAGCAUCAUGCCCCCGGGGGACGUCGGAGGCGCAGGACCACCUUGGCCGGCAGGGCGGCAGCGGCAGCCUCCUCCUCCUCUGCAGCCUCCUCUGCAGCAUCCUCAUCCCAGUCUUCCUCGCCGUCGGGGCCUCGCGGGGGCCAAGGCAAGAAGUCCCGGAGCCGGUGCAGCCGCAAGGGUCUGCAGGUGAACUUCAAGGCCUUGGGCUGGGACGACUGGAUCAUCGCCCCCUUGGACUACGAGGCCUUCCACUGCGAGGGCGCCUGCGAGUUCCCGCUGCGCUCCCACCUGGAACCCACCAACCACGCCAUCAUCCAGACCCUGAUGCACUCCAUGGACCCCGAGGCCGCCCCCCCCAGCUGCUGCGUCCCGGCCAAGCUCAGCCCCAUCAGCAUCCUCUACAUCGACGCCGGAAACAACGUCGUCUACAAGCAGUACGAGGACAUGGUGGUCGAGGCCUGCGGCUGCAGGUAGCCCAGGAGGACCUCCCCUGGAAGCCCCUCCGCACCGCAGAACUCUCCCCGACACCCACCCGUCACAUUUGGGGUC